This is a messenger RNA of Ostreococcus lucimarinus CCE9901, 1206 nucleotides long. RefSeq lists its product with no specific name. Bases 1 to 1206 code for a protein of 401 amino acids. The transcript has 2 exons. Gene Ontology annotation, biological process: nuclear-transcribed mRNA catabolic process, deadenylation-dependent decay. Gene Ontology annotation, molecular function: 3'-5'-RNA exonuclease activity. The record is from RefSeq and is a predicted model, not a curated record. NCBI's taxonomy places the organism in Eukaryota, Viridiplantae, Chlorophyta, Mamiellophyceae, Mamiellales, Bathycoccaceae. Gene Ontology annotation, cellular component: mitochondrion.
AUGGUGGGAUAUCCGCUUCCAGCGACCGCGCACGGAUUGGAAUUUUGCCAGCACGACGAAGUCGACUGGCGAUGGUACGCGGACGGCGAGAUCGUCGGCCAAGGGCGCGUGUACACGCCCACAAAAGAGGAUUUCGGUAAAAGAUUAGCGGUUGAGGCUUUGGACGAGAGGUUUGAGUUUACGAACGUUGUGACGCGGCUGGGCGUUGAUCGGUCGGAGGCGUUGCGACGGUUGGAGCCGAGCGCCGAGACGUCGGCGGAUUAUCGUAUCAUGACGUACAACGUGUUGGCCGAUGCGUACGCGCACACUUGGGGAACGAUGUUUCCUUACUUUGACACGGCGUUGGCUAAAGUGGAACGACGCUUGCAGCUAGUAUUGGAAGAUAUCUUACGAUCAAAAGCCGACGUCGUGGCGCUACAAGAAGUGGACAAGAAGUACCACGAAACGUUGUUCGUGCCCGUACUCACUGCAAACGGAUAUAUCGCGACAGAUUGGGUCGGUAAGAGCGGUCAGACGUUGGAAGGAUGCGCGAUGUUCUUCGCAUUGAGCAAGUUUGAAAGCAUCGAGCGCGAAGAAGCGAUCAAACUCACGGAAAUCGGAGACAAAGCUUUGCGGCGCUGGAUCGCGGAUGACGAUAACGCAGAGUUGGCUAUGGCUCUCAAAAAGAUCACGUCCAUUGCGCAGCUCGCGCGCGUGAAAGUACGCGCGAGCGGCAAGUCGUUGUGCGUCGGUAACACUCACUUAUUUUUUCACCCAGGGGCGAUGCACUUACGAGUCUUGCAAGCUCACGAAUUUACGACUCGGGCAACGGCGUUCGCCGCCGGCGAUCCACUCGUAUUGUGCGGCGAUUUUAACGGUGAGCCUGAAGAUGGCGUCAUCAGAUAUCUCACCAAAGGCGAGAUUUCCGCGAGUGACGAGGAUUGGGUUCGUGGUAGUCUAUUUCGCGCGGUCCCGAUCGGCUGUGGCGCACACUUGCGAACCGCGCGACCACUGUUCUCUGCCGGUGGAUUCCUCGAAUGGACGAAUUACGUCGGCGGAUUCGUCGGCGCGUUGGACUACGUGUGGUGUUCGACGAGCGAUUUCGCGUCGCGCGCCACAUCGCCGCUCCCCGACAUGUCCGCCGUCCUCGCGCACACCGCGUUACCAAACGCGCAAUUUCCAUCAGACCACAUCCCCGUGAUCGUGGACGUCGACUUAGUUAACUAG